Messenger RNA from Bradysia coprophila, 6043 nucleotides. It is a transcript of the gene ab, whose product is annotated as BTB/POZ-zinc finger protein abrupt. Gene Ontology annotation, cellular component: nucleus. NCBI's taxonomy places the organism in Eukaryota, Metazoa, Arthropoda, Insecta, Diptera, Sciaridae. Gene Ontology annotation, biological process: regulation of transcription by RNA polymerase II. Gene Ontology annotation, molecular function: protein binding. The record is from RefSeq and is a predicted model, not a curated record.
CUCAGUACAUUUUUAGCAAUCAAGCGGGUAGCACAUUUUGGGAUAAUAGUUGCAGUUGAAUUUGAAAAAUUGCAUUUUUAUAUACACAAAAAAAAGAAGAGAAAGAAAAGAACUGAUGUGUGGUAUAAACAUGAACAAAAUUUUAAAUUAUUUAUCGUGAAGUGGAUCUGAUGUUCAGUUCGAAUUUUUUUUUAGUUAAGUUUUAACAAAAAAAAAUUUUUUAUUUUUUUUCUUUAAUGAAAAAGAAUUUGUUGUGUUGUGGUCGACAAUGCGGUUGUUGAUAAAAAAAAUAUAUAAAUAAAUAAAACAAUGCAAACGGAUUUAUGAUGGUUAAUUAAAAUUUCGAUUUCAUUCAAUUAAAUCGCAACAUAUAAUACCCCGCGUUAUCAGUGAAACCAAACAAACAACAACAAAAAAAAGUAACUUAAUAAACCAAGUAAGCAAAAAAAAAAAGUUUAACCACCAAAAAGUAGUGUUGUCGGUUGGAAUAAUUGUUAUAUCACAAUUUCUGCAAUAAACAGAGAACUGAAACCGAUAUGACGUUCAAUUCUAAUGUUUUAAUAGUCAAUCAAAUUAAGUAAAGCAAUCGAAGCGAAUAAUUGUUUUUCUGUGGUGACCAGAGAGAGCGAGAUUUUCUUUUGUUGCAUUUUUUGUGUUUACUUUUUAAAAGCUGAUUAACGACACGGCAACUUCAAGUGAAACAACAUCAUUCAAACAAAAAAGUGCAUUUUAUGACAUUUAAGAUAUCAACGUCUUCGAUAACGAUUCCGGCGUGUUCUUGAGUAGCACGAAAUAAAUUUUGUUUAUUUUUUGUAUAUUGUGCCGCAAAAUCUGUACUUCGGACACUCAUUGGCUUCCGAGACAUCCAAUUGAUUUGGUCGAAAAUAUUCCGUCCGUAAAUUUUUCAUCAACUGCAUAAGCAUAAUCCAAUAUGAAAAAGGCUAAAAAUGCUGUCAUUAAUUGAAUUAUAAUUUAAUUCAAAUCUCUCGCAAGGAAAUUACUCUCGAAAAGUGAUUUUUCUUUCAUGACAUAAAAAUGUAAUUAGAAAAUAAUUACGAAACAGCAAAAGAUUUCCGUUUUAAAAUGGCAAAUUGGUAUAAGAUUUUAUGAAAAAAUUUACUAAAAACAGAACGAGAGGCGAAACAAAAAUCGGAAAUAUCGGAACAAAAAAUAAAUUGAAUUGAUGUCCGUUACAAGUGGGAUACCCAAAUAAUUACCGAUCUAAUACCGAGCAUAUGCGUUAAUGCAAUGACUGAAUCUACACUAAUUCAAACAACUGAAAAUAAUAACACAACCGGUGUCAAAAUGGAACCUCCUCCAGUGUCACCAUCACCGUCCGAACAACAAUAUUCCCUAAAAUGGAAUGAUUUUCAAAGUUCAAUACUGUCAUCGUUUCGCCAUCUGCGAGACGAAGAAGACUUUGUUGACGUAACACUAGCCUGUGAUACCAGAUCGUUUACUGCCCACAAAGUGGUAUUAAGUGCGUGCAGUCCAUACUUUAGGAAAUUACUGAAAGCGAAUCCGUGCGAACAUCCAAUCGUCAUACUGCGCGAUGUGAGGGCCGAAGAUGUUGAAAGUUUACUGCGGUUUAUGUACAACGGUGAAGUUCACAUAGGUCACGAACAAAUUAGUGAUUUUUUGAAAACGGCACAACUACUGCAAGUCCGGGGAUUAGCCGAUGUUACUGGUCCUCAGUCCCGCACAUCAAAUUCAACUGUAAAUUCAACCCUAACUACCACACCAGCUGUUCAGGAACACAAACCAUCUCCGGUAAGCAAAACGUCAACGUCCUUACCAUGGGAUUUGCCCGACGAUCGAUCGAAUCAUCUCACGCCACCGCCACAAAAGCGAAUUAAAAGCGUUGAUCUGUACCGGGCGCAGCAUGGCAUCAGUCCGUCAGAAUUAGAAUUAGGCAAAGAUACUGACAUUCAACCGAUACCGGCACAUCAUCGCCAACGAAAUCGUAACUCGGACCGAAGUCGUGACACUAGUCGCGAUCUGUCACGGUCACGAGAACGAUCAAGAGAUUCGACAAGGGAACGCGAACGGGAUCGAAGUGGCGAUAUGCGUGAAUCUUUAUUGGGCCAAGCGUUAGAGGGAGGACCGACACUAAUUGUACCAUCUAAACAAUCACAUCCGGAUCUGGCAACGCUACAAGCACAAAGCACCGGCGAAGAUUCGAAUAGCAGUGACACAGCAGCAUCCGAUCAUGGGGACAUGGACCAUAUGGAUGGACUGAAUGGUUCGAUGGAUCAUCAAAGGCAUUCGUUUCCGGGGGCAUUUUUAGGACUACAGGGAAUUCCUGGACUCUUACCAGGACCAUCCGGAAUGCAUGGUGCAGAUAGUUUUGUAUCACGUCGUCAACUGGAAAUGCGAGUUCGAGCCACCGAUCCACGACCAUGUCCAAAAUGCGGAAAAAUCUACCGGUCAGCCCACACAUUGCGAACACAUUUAGAAGACAAGCAUACCGUUUGCCCGGGUUAUCGAUGCGUUUUAUGCGGAACCGUUGCCAAAUCACGAAAUUCACUUCACUCGCACAUGUCUCGUCAACAUCGCGGUAUUUCCACAAAAGAUCUUCCAGUGCUGCCGAUGCCGAGCCCAUUCGAUCCAGAUCUCGCUUCAAGACUGUUGGCCAAAGCCGGCGUCAAAAUAUCGCCAGCCGAACUACGGGCUCGAGCGUCACCAACCAGCGGUACGAGACGAAGUGAUAUUAAGCUGGAAUUUAGAGGUACCGGCGAUGAAAGCAAUAUGAACGAUGAUAUGGACGAUCCGGAAGAUUUGACAAUGGGCAGUGGACAUAACAAUAACAAUAUGAGUGGACGCUAUCAUGACUCAAUGAUCGGAUUCAGCCAUCCGAAUACGACGAUAACGCGUGUUAGACAUGGGGCUGUGACGCCGAAAAGUAUCGACAGUAAAGAAUCACAUGGUGCGUCAUUACCUCCAACUGCUGCGACUGGUUCGUCACUAUUGGACACGUAUUUACAGUUCAUAACCGAGAACUCAUUUGGAAUGGGAAUGACUCAGGAACAUGCUGCCGCAGCAUUUCAUGCAGCCAAAAUUGCCCAACUGAACGCCAUGGGUCACAAUUUAGACAAACUUCCUUCCAGCCUUCUUCCACCGCAUCUCGAUCUGUCGAAAGUGAACAGCCAGCAUCACAACAGCACAGACCUGUCGCGCAUUCAAUCAACCGGCAGCGUGACCAUCGAACCAGCCAAUCCGAAAGUGCCAACAUCGAUCAGCCAUAAUACACACGACCGGGCUGACAUUCGCCGUGAUACCGAACCGAUGGAUUUGGGCUAUGACAAUCAACAGCAACAGCAGCAGCAUAAUAACAUGAACGACCGUGACAAUUCGUCCGGUGAAGAGGAUAACUAUUCGGACGAUGACGGGGAACAGAAUACAUAAUUGGAUUCAAAUUGUGAAUUUGAACCGGUUGGGAUGGUGUUCUGAAUGGAGUCAGAAAGAUGGAAAGCUUUUAUAUUAGAAAUCAUCGGUAUGAUGGAAACGUUUUAACGUUGAGUGUUUUAAGUUUGAAUAAAAUAAAUUUAGAUAGUAACCGGGAGCAUAAUGGACUGGUAAAAAUGCAUGGAAAUUGUUGCAGGAUAGCAAUGUGGACAUUGCAGAUUAUAACUAAAUAAAUGGUAGAUCUGAAUUCUGACAAAGAACCAGACAAUUUUGUAGAAGAAGAAAACAAAAUAUUAACUUGAAAGCCUUAAGCUGUAUACCAAUUAUACUAACAAAAAAAGCAAACAAAAAAAUUAAUAAAAAAAAUGAAUUAGACAAAAUAUCUCGACAAAUUGUAUACGCAAUUAUACGAUUUUUAUAACAAAAAUGAAAGAACAAAAAAACAUUUUUAAAAAAAAAAAGAGAAAAUAUUUUUAAAGUUUUUCGUUGAACCAAAUUACAAAAAUUGAUAAGAUUAAACAAACAAGUUUUAAACAACAAAAAAGUGAGUGAAGAAGGGAGAACUUUCGUUUAUCGAAAGACUGAAAACCAUUUUUCAGUAAAACAAUUUAUUUUUUGCCAUAAAAAAGCCGUCAUAACAAUUAAUAGAAGCAAAAAACGGUUAUGAUGUGUGCCAUGAGAAAUUUAUUUUAAUGAAAUGGAGACAUAUAUACUCAUCGUACAAAGAAAAUGAAGAAGAAGAAAGGAAAAAAAUCCACGAAAAUGGCAAGUUGAUUUCAUUUGAACCAUCCGCGUAUGAAAAGAAUCAUAUAGAGGUCGUGGCAUAUUAUUUACACCUUCUAUUCAAUUGGUCAGUUUUAAUUUUAAUGAAUUACAUUUUAAUCAAUUAAUUUUUCUACCUCAAUGUCGUAAAUUUAAAAAAAAUAUUUUUUUUUGUUAAUUUUAAAGACGUGUUCUCAAAUACCUCAUCCAUAAUUUACUAUAUGAAUCUCGCAUUUUAUUUUACUCAGCCGGUGUGCAUCUACAUUAAAUAAAUAUUUAAAUUACUGUAAGUAAGUUUGUUCAUUUAUCAUUUCGUUCUGUUAGUUUUGACUUUUGUUUCAGUGUUCAAAAUCCAUGUGAUGUCUUUAUUCGUUUAAAAUGAUCAACGGAUUCAGAUAGAGGGAGAAGCUUGAAUGAACACAAUCUUAGUUCUGGGUCUUCUCUGACAAUUCUAGAUGUUAUGUUUCUUUAAAGGAUAAGCCAAGCGAUUGAUCGAAUUUUCCUCAAUUAAAACGGGAAAUGCAGAGACAGAGAGAAAUUUUAUAUCGUUCGAACUACGGAUUAGUUAAGGGCGUUGAAGCAACUUAGGGUGCUGGAGCAGUAAAAGGUGUUAUAGAAGUUAAGGGAGCUUGAGCAGUUAAGGGAGCUUGAGCAGUUAAGGGAGCUCGAGCAGUCAAGGGAGCUCGAGCAGUCAAGGGAGCUCGAGCAGUCAAGGGAGCUCCAGCAGUCAAGGGAGCUCGAGCAGUAAAUGGAGUCGGAGCUGUCAAGGGCCGUGAGACAAAAGAUAACAAGCGCUGUAAAUUAGCUAUUUUCUAGACAAAAUUCAAAGUUUUCUCACUAAAUUCACGACUUUCAAUAUCACAGAGACCUGAAAUCGAUAAUUCCGCACUGUGCAGGGUCAUGACAAUUUUAAAUGAUUUACCUCAAUUAAAUUGCCAUAGGAAUUAAGGGCAAAUGUGAAAGGAAUUUGAAGAAAUUUAAGGCAUCAAUUUCUUGAGGAUUUUCUCAAGUUGAGUCCAUUAUCUGGAAAACGUUUUUUUUUUUCAUUUCGAGAAUUUAUACAUUUUUCAAAAAAAAAAAAUUGCGCAGAAAGCGUUAGAAAUUUUUAGAAAAUAGGUCAUGAAUUAAAUUGCGUAUUGUACUCGAUUCUUUCUUUGCGCGACGAUGCUGAAAUAAUGUAAAAUCCCAUUCACUUGGUACACAUUAACUAUCAGAAACAAUCCGUUGAUCAAUCAUCAUCUCAACAAAAUUUUAAUUAGUUCAAUUAAAACACAUCAUCUCAUCAAAAUAAAUAAUAAAAAAUAAAAUACGGUGGAGACGGGGGGAACCUAAGUACAAUCCUUUUAUACAUUCGAAUUAAAAAAAAAUAAAAAUAAAAGAAAAACUAAAGUGAAAAAGUGAAAAAAAGCACACGAUAAAUCAAUAACUGUAAUAAAAUUCAAUAAUACACACACUUUCUCAGGGUGCACGUUGAUUGUUGUGACUAGAUUAAAUAAAUAAAAAAAAACUAAAUAGAAAUGAAACAAACACAAGAAAUUUUGCAUAUUUUAUCUAAAGUUAAAAAUGAAGUUGAAGAAUAGGAAUUUAAAAGAAAAACAAAGAAAAAUAAUUUUAUCGGAGAAAUUCGAAACGGGUAGAUAAAUUCAAAUAAAUAAAACAUAGAAGCAAUCACAAGCCGAAACAUAUUGACAAAAAAAAAUGGUGAAAACGUUUAGUGACCGUGAGUCACAACUUUUUUAAUAUAAAAACAACAAUUUAACGGUACAAAUUUUUAAGCAAAAUAAAACAAAAUAAAGGAAUUAGGAAAACAAAAUUUCAAUUCACAAUAAAUCGUACAAUAGAGAUCUCAUUGGAAGGUUAAAUUAAAAAAUUAAAA